AUGAGUAAGCGAAGAGCUAAAAAGAACGUGGGUUUUGACGAGUUUGAUGUUGCACAGUUUAGCUUAAAUGAAUUAAUUAAUCAAGAUAUGACUCCAGUUGAGACCACAUCAAGGCCCAGACGGACGUGUAGAGACAAUGCCAUUCCCUACUCGCUUCUGGAAGAAAUUCACGAAGAUUUAAUCGGUUUGCGAAUCCAAUUUAGCACAGAGUUUCAUACAUCAUCAACAAUAAUUUCUAAACGUUCUGAUUGUCUUCCUAUUUACGCUGUAAGGCUGUUUAUUUAUUUAGGACCCAAGGAAACCAAGCAGAAGAAAAGAAAUCCCCAAUAUUGCGUUGAUUGCGACGGCUUCACUGUCGAUGGUAUAUGCGAACUACACAGAAUAGAGCUAAACUACAUUCCAGACAAGGAAGUCCCUCAAUCAGUCCAAAACAGAGCCAAGCUAACAGCGCCUAGUGAACUAUCUGUUUGCAAUAGUGGUAUUAAAAAUGCGGGACUUGGCGUAUACUCGAAUGUAUUUCUCAAAAAGGGAACUGUGUUUGGGCCCUAUGAAGGGAGACUGCGUAAUGAUAUGGAUCAGCGAUGGGAGUCAAGGGAUGGAGAUUAUGCGUGGGAUGUUGCGAUGGGGUUUAUGGAUGCUAGAGAUACUUCGUUUGCUAAUUGGAUGCGGUAUGUGAAUAACGCUAGACGCCACAGUGAAACAAACUUGCGAGCUGUCCGCAUCAAUCACGAAGUUUACUAUGUAACUUACAAAGAUAUCAGACCGGGAUACGAGUUGUUAAUUUGGUACGGAGAUGACUACGCCUUGAUGUUGGGUUGUGAAGAUGACGGGGAGGAGGGUGAACCACAGGAAUUACCCGCGGGCGUUUACAAAUGCGAGGGAUGUGAAAUGUGUUACAGUUGCUUGUUUUACCGAAUGAAACACCAGACACAAGGCACAGGCAAAGUAAGCUGCAAAAAAGAGUUUGACAAAAUCGAACCCGAAGUAUUUGGAAGGCCUUGCCUCUGUGCAAAGCACAUAAAAAGACCUGUAGAAAAGUACAGAAUCAAAAUACCUGCUAAGAAAAUAACGGAGGCAUCAACAGCAGCGCAAAGUUGCUCGCAGAGCUCUAAGAAAGGAUCUAUAAGGAGCCAGAAGAGUUCACUGAGGGGAUCUCUGCAAUCUCUGAGUGUGCGUAAUAAAGAAUGCAAAAUAUGCGGUAAGAUAUGUAGCAGUGCUGCAGAUUUGGAAAAACAUAUGCGAAUUCACACAGGAGAGAGACCAUUUGUAUGUGAAAUAUGCGAGAAGACAUUCAACCAGCAACCUCAUCUACAGAGACACAAAUUAGUUCACACUGGUGAGAGGCCUUAUGCGUGUGAUAUAUGCGGAGAUAGAUUCUCACUUCUUCAUCAUCUCAAAACACACAAAAGGUAUCACACUGGAGAAAAGCCAUUCGCAUGCGAUGUAUGUGUGCAAAGGUUCACAGAGAGAAGCCAUCUUAAAAUACACAAGCGCAUUCACACUGGAGAGAAGCCAUUUGCAUGCGAUGUAUGUGGUCAAAGAUUCACUCACUCUUCUCAUCGUAAUAGACACUUGAGGACGCAUACGGGUGUGAAACCAUACCAAUGCCACAUCUGCCAUCAAAGGUUCAGUCGCUCCAACAGUCUCAAAAAACAUGUAAGUGUAAUUCACGAAGAGAAACAACCGUCAAAUAUAAUCCAAGGAAAACCCAAAACAAUGAUGAGUCACUGCAAUGGGGUUUUUACCCGGGACACACAGAAUAAUGCAGAGCAGCUUUCUCGCUCCUUAAGGAAAGCAGAAACCACUGAAUCUAUAUGUGUAGAAGAGUCGUCAUUGCAUUCAGCAGAAGAGAGUCCAAACCGAAGCACCGAUUCGAUCAGGUCAAUCACAGCAAAGGAAAAUCAAAAGGAGAAACUUUUAGUUUCAACAAUUACUACAGAACCUGAGAGCCAGCCAGAAAAAAUCAUUGACGUUAUUGCCGAAAAAGAAUAUCCACUGGCCUUAGAUAUUUACGAAUUGUAGGCAAAAUUAUUCAUCAAUUCAAACAACAUUGCAACAAGUUCAACUAUUUCAAGUGUAUGAU
Molecule: messenger RNA, 2083 nt
Organism: Symsagittifera roscoffensis
Lineage: Eukaryota; Metazoa; Xenacoelomorpha; Acoela; Convolutidae
Product: histone-lysine N-methyltransferase PRDM9-like
Exons: 4
Coding region: 1-2022 (673 amino acids)
Biological process (GO): regulation of gene expression
Cellular component (GO): nucleus
Molecular function (GO): protein binding
Source: RefSeq, a predicted model, not a curated record